AUAUAAACUCUCUUCUACGUUCUCCCUCAGAUUCCCUCCUUUUUUCCAUUGAGGAUGCAACCCCGCCCAGACACAAACAAAACUCCAUACAUCCCAUGCUUCCUUCAGUUAAUUUCAAGACCCAAUUUUCUGGUUUGACUUGCCAGCUGCUUGCUGUUGUUUUCUUCUUUCUGCCCUUUUCUCUCAGAUUUCUCCAAAAACGGGGCUUUCUUGGCGCCCUUUCAGUCAUUCUUGAAUUAUGCCUACACUUUUCUUGUGCGUAAAAUAGUCUAAAUCAUAGAGAUAGAGAGCGAAAACAAACAAAGGGUUGUCGUUUUAGGUUGUAUGAAAAAAGCCGCCUCUUUUAUUUAUUGGGAUGUAAAGAAUGGCGGGUGUAAGUAAUGGGGUGAAUCCGGUGAUGAUGGGUACGGGUGAAGUGGACAGCCCUGGUUCGGGUUCGGGCGGGUUUGAAGCCCGGCCCAUGAAAUUCCAGAACAACCAGCAGAUUAAUUCGGACUGGAGUGAUGAAGAGCAGGCUAUACUGGAACAGUGUCUUGCCAAGUAUGCAGCAUAUAAUUCGACAAACAUAGCUCGCUAUGCAAAAAUUUCAUUGCAGCUGAAUAACAAGACAGUCCGUGAUGUGGCAUUGCGUUGUAGAUGGAUGGCUGUAAGUGGUUUCACACCCGACUUUUUGGAUAAUAAAUAUAUCAUUCAAUUAUUACUGCCCUCACGAGAAGAAAAGUUUUGAGUUUUUUCUGUUAUUAAAGUUGGGUAGGUAUAACAAUAAUAAGGCUGGUUGAGUUAUUGUUUGUCCUUUCUUUGUAGAAAAGAGAGAGCGAGAUGAAAAUGGAAAAGGAUUCAAUUCCAAUUAGGAAGAUGACCGCUGAUAAAAAGGUCAGUUAGUCAUCUCAUUAUUAUGUCAUCUUUAUGC
Cuscuta epithymum is the source of this 910-nucleotide messenger RNA. The record is from the annotation of a GenBank genome assembly. NCBI's taxonomy places the organism in Eukaryota, Viridiplantae, Streptophyta, Magnoliopsida, Solanales, Convolvulaceae.